AUGCGCUCCAUGCAUCGUGUGAUGACCUGGCUGCUUAAAAAGAUACACGAUGUGGAGUGUCGAUUGGCAGAAGCUAAUGCGGCGUGUCGAUUUCGGUACUGGAAGGAGGUUGAAGUGCUGUACGAUCGCUUCGUGGGGGACAAUACCGCUGCGUGUGCGCAAUUUGAAGAUCAGGGCUUUGCUAUGCCUGAAAUUUACGCCCGAAUUGACGCAACAAAGCAGUUGGAUCAUGAUAUUAGCGAGUACGAAGCUAUCGAGGCGACUUUAGCAGAUUUGCUUCCAACGUUGCGAAGAUAUCAGAAAGCUGCGGUGUCUUGGAUGCUUUCCAGGGAGAAAUCACCCACGCAAAGUGAUAAUUCGCUGCCCUUGUGUGUCACAUUUCGUGAAGACAUUGCAAAGGACUUACAGGCGUAUGAUCCGCUCUGUGCAGCAUUUUACGCAGCCCCACCCGGCGUGCCUUGGACGCAGCAAGAGCAACUUCGACCUUCUGGAAUGGACUUUUCUAGGGUGCACGGUGGGAUUCUAGCUGAUGAAAUGGGUCUCGGGAAAACCGUCGAGGUGAUCGCUCUCACUUUGAGCCAUCGAACUUCGUCUUCAGUGCCUCGACUGCUAUCAACUCACUCAUCUCAGCAUCAUUUGGCUGCGAGUGGGGAUGAAGAAGACAGUGAUGUGGUGGCAUGCAUCUGCGGCUCAUCGGGAGACCAUCCCAUGGGGCUUGUGCAGUGUGGGUUUUGUGGAACGUGGCACCACCAGCUCUGUACAGGAUACAAAGUCGAAGAGAGCGAGUCCGCAUUAGACUAUACCACCAGUUCGAAUACUCUCUGGGAUUUUGAGUCGGAUCGAGCGGGAAACGGAGCAACCACGACCUGGUCAAGAGGUGGAUUCAUGUGCUAUCACUGCCAGAGCCACGAGAGACCAACUUUUUCUUGUCGUACAACUCUUAUCGUGUCGCCAGAGCCAAUUCACGCACAGUGGGAACAUGAAGUUUCUCGUCAUGUACGUGCGGGUGCUCUCUCCGUGAUGCGCUAUCCGGGUGUUCGCGCUCUCAAGACCCGACUGGAGGGUGGUGGGCCAAGUGCAGAAUGGCAAGUUUUAGCGUCUCCGGGUCUUGUGCUAGCUCGAUACGAUGUCGUCUUAACAACGUAUGAGGCGCUGGGUGCAGACCUACGAUACGUGCCAACAACUGAAGGAAAGGACCGACGAUCUAGUACACGAUCCCAACUUAAACGUUAUGCGUUUGUGGGUUCUCCUCUAGUGACCUUAUACUUUUGGCGGGUGUGUAUGGAUGAAGCACAGGUAGGCGUGGAGAAUACACGUCUACAAGCAGCCCUAACGCUAUCGAGACUUAGUGCUGAGAACCGAUGGGUAGUCACCGGUACUCCGUUUUCGUCGCGCGUCAGUGAAUUGUUCGGCUACUUACGUUUCUUACGCGUUCCGCCGUACACUUCAUCGCAGCAUGUGGUGGAUCAGCUGGGUCUCCCACCGCAGACUAGUGAAGUCGUGUGGUGUCGUUUUACCGCUGUUGAAAGGCACUUUUAUGACCAACAGGAGAAGCGGGUCGUGUCUCUGAUUCAGCAGCGGCAGCAACAACAACAGCAACAACAGUCGGUCCAAACCAGCCACAUUAUUGAUCGAGAUGACCUCUUGUGGCAAGAUUUACUGGUUUUGCGGCAACUAUGCUGUCAUCCUCAGGUUGGUGGCGCUCGACAAGUUUGGGGCUCUUCUGGGAAUACUACGAGUAGAGCUGUGAUGACCAUGGAUGCGUUCCUACAAGAACUGGUGAACAAGGCUACACGAGAGUGCGAAGAAGAUCAACGACAGCUUAUCGGAGCGCAGAAUGGUUUGGCUGCGCUGCUGGUACUCGAAGACAAAGUGUCUGAGGCCGCACUCAAGUAUUUGGCUGUCAUGAAACUAAUUCGCACCAACUGGCCACAAUUCCGUGCUGAUCUGCUUCCGCGACUACACAUUUUACAAAACCUCGAGAAGUGCGUUUGUCAGCUCUACUCACUACGUGAAAGUGGCGUAUGCCUGCUUCCAGAGCUCCCGUCGCUUCAGAAACGUGUCUCGUUCACGGGACUACUGCCUGACUCGGAUGAUCUGAGUGAUGAAGAGCACAAAGAUAUUAGUCGCGAAUGUGCCUUGCUGGGACAAAGCGCCAGGCAAAUCCGGCAGUACUACCUACUCCAAGCAGACAUGAAGCAUACGCGAGCUCUUACAAACUUCAGAGCGGCUUUUCAAAUGAUCGACGAUAGCCAACAGCAUUCCACACGAGCCAAGACAGAAUUGUUGUGUUCUUCGGGGAAUUGGUGGAGUGAUGCGCUGGCCAUCAUUGAACAGAGUGAGCAAGGCAGCGGUGCGCAACUUGUAGACAGAGUGCAAGCCCGGCUUUCUGGCUUCGAUACGCGUUGGGGGACAACCUUUUGCUCUCAACUUGUCAGCGCGCGGUCUCUGAGACUUUUACUCGUGCGCGAGCUGGAAGUCUUGGCAAUACGGCGUCGCGAUCUUUUUAAACGUCUCACAGCCCUGAGUGAAGACACACCGACGGACUCGGACGUGGAGCUAUCUGGCAAUUGCAAAAAAUGUCGGGAUGGUGGAACUGGUCCAGUUUGUAUCCACUGUCAGCUGUACAAAGAGCUGGAUGCGUAUCGGCGACACUUUCUUGGAGUCGAUAAAACUUCCUUUAUCAACACGAGGAUUGUGGAUUUGUUCGAUGAUGACAUGGUGGACGAGGACACUGCAAACGACAGUAGUGGUGGAUUGUCGACGUCUCUGUUUAUGGAGAUUUUCAAGGAAAUUUCGAGCUGUGCUCGCAGUGCACUACGCGGACAGGAGGAUGGCAGAGGGCUAGCUCUCGUAAUUCAGACUGGUAUGCAGACAGAGACGGACUUCUGGCUAAACCUACAGCGUGAAUGGCAAGCUGGAAAAAAGCUGUUUCAGGCGCAGCAUCAGCGUUUGGGAGCGCUGGAUGAGCUAGUCAUGGCUUGUAGCCAGCUACGUCUGCGGCAUCCUGAUGAACCACCAGGACGCACUAAAGCUGAGCGAUUGUAUAAACUGGAGCGCGUUGAGGUCCCCGUUCGUGUAGCUGAGUUGGAAGCAGAACGCGUGGCAGCUGACUUAGCUCUGAAGGACAAAUUGGCUCAGCUGCGAUAUUUAUUGCAACUUCGAAGCGAGUCGAGUACCCGUCAAGCGCAUGAUCUCGAAGCAAGCGCGGAGUCUUCGUCUGUUCGUCCAGUAUGCGCUGUUUGUCUCCAGGAACUCCCGCAGAGACGCGCCGUGCUUCCAUGUGCACACGUGUUCUGCACGAGGUGUGUAUCGGACCUGAAAGGAGAUCGCCAACAUGCCAGGAAGAAUAUCCGCUGUCCGACGUGCCGCCGUGUCUGUGCUAUCGAAAAUGUCACCAUUGUUGUGGAAAGGCUAGCGUCAGAGUCCACUUCAAUUAACUUGGAGGAUUUUAGUCAAGGUGAAGCCAUUUCUGAAGUCCCAAGCCAUCCUUCACCCUUACACUGUGACGGUGGGAGUCUGGGAUCUAAGCUGGACGCAUUGCUGGAGCGAGUGGAAAUGCUUCGACAAGAGAACCCCAGUGUGAAAUGUUUGUUGUUCUCGCAGUGGUCUCAGAUGUUGGAGCUGGUGAUGCAACCGCUGCGUCGAGUUGGGGUGUACUGCUUUAUGUACGGGACAAAGCGGCAACUGCCAAAGCUUCUGGCGCAGUUUCAGGCUUGUCCGGCGGCCUGUGUACUGGCACUUCCAUUUAAAGUAGGCGCUAAUGGGCUGAACAUCGUGGAAGCGACCGAGGUGCUUCUUAUUGAGCCUCUGCUCAGUAGUAGCAUUGAAGCACAAGCUGUCAACCGUGUUCAUCGUCUGGGCCAGACCCGACAAACGCGUGUCCACCGAUUUAUCGUCCAGGGCUCAGUUGAGGAGCGUAUCUUUCGACUUGGUCACAAGCUCAAGGAUCACGGCGCAGAAGACGACCAGGAGAGCAAGGAAGAAAUCAACGACGAAGAUGAGGGACUGCAACGUUUGGGUGUGGCUCCUGGACGCAAAGAACAGGAGAAGCUCACCAUGCAAGACUUGCAGGAGCUACUUCGUGGAAACGCUGACGAUUCUGUCCCGAGUUCAGCAGCAACGGCGGUUUUCUGGGAAGAACUGGUGAUGUUAAACGGGAAUUGCGUCACUCGUUCUGCAGCCUUCGAGUUCUUGGAGCGUCGACAUGCUACGCAAGUACGAGUUGAAAGCGAAGGUCGAAUUCGUGGACCACAAACGAAAUUAUUUGACAAGUUGAUGGACCUUCUUAUCGCUGGUGAGCUACUUGGGCUUUCGUAUGCCGAUGAUUCGAAUAAUGUCGACGUAUUUAAACGAAUUGGUCCCGAUCUUCUCCACAACCAACAAGCACAGAUCGAGGAACAAGUUCGAGUGUGGAGAAAUGCGCAAGGGGACAAUGCAAUGUAA
Phytophthora infestans T30-4 is the source of this 4446-nucleotide messenger RNA. RefSeq lists its product as uncharacterized. The transcript has 3 exons. The record is from RefSeq and is a predicted model, not a curated record. Lineage: Eukaryota; Oomycota; Peronosporomycetes; Peronosporales; Peronosporaceae. The coding region runs from base 1 to 4446 and encodes 1481 amino acids. Gene Ontology annotation, molecular function: ATP-dependent chromatin remodeler activity; ATP binding.